UACUGUGGGUUCCAUAAACCCUGAGCCUCCUCUUCCCACUUGUCUGCAAAUGGGACUGGCAUCUCUGCGUGACUGGGAUUGGCUGAAGCCCACACUGCUUCCCUGGCUGCAGAGACAGCUGCAGGAUGAGGAGUGCAGAAGCAGCCAGGCCCCCGCAAGAGGGUCCCCGCCCAGCCCUGUGUUCUCCACAGACAUGUUAGAAGGCCCUUGAAGCCAAGCCAGCCCUGAAAUGGCCCUGUUCCCUGAACAGUCGCUUGUAUCUGGCUCUCUGAGAACUAGAAAAUGGGUGCAUGAAAACCAGGAGGAAUCAAGGAGUCCCAAGGAGUGGUAGGUGGCGGGGGCGGCCUUCUCUCCUCCUGCUGGCCCCCAGGUCUCCACCACCUUGGGCAGGAGCUGGCCUGCCUUAGAUGUCUGCCUCCCAGGGCCCGUCCAGCACAGAUGCCGAGAUGUCUGGAUGCUGCGGUGUUAGGGGCGGGAUGGGGAGAGGUGAAAUUCCAGACCUUCAUGCAGAAGUCAUUUACCUGUAAAGCACAUUUACAAAUACCACCCCCCAUGCGUCUUUUUCCAUAUUCUGUUUUUUCCCUCUGCAACCUAAGUCUCUUUCAGCUCGUUUUUCCACUUGCUGCGCUUUCUUCCUGCCCCCCUGUUGGCCUCCAGGCAAAAGCCCCUGGGACUGGAGCAUCCUAGGCAGGUCGUGCACUCUGGCUGUGGCAAGAGGGGUCCACCCUGGGCCUGCUGGGAGCUUCACGAGGAGCAGCAGACUAGGAGGCUCAGCCGGGGUCCAGCUGCUCAGCCCUGCCCACGGUCCCUGAAUCACCUUUGAAGGGCCCAUCCCAGUUGCAGCUACAGCCACUGCAGCGGUGGCUGCGGUGGCGUCUGCUCCAUUCCCUUCCCAGAGGAAAGCAACCUGUCUGCUGACUGUUGCCUUGCCAGCUGCUGAGACUCCAGGGCAGGGCACUGGGAAUCAGAAUGUCCUGAUUCACCAGACCUGGCCACAGGGGGCUUCUUGAUCAAAUGGAACGUUUCAUCAUUCCAGCCGUUUCAGUCCAGAACAUCAGCACCCGCGCCGGCUUAAAUCAGCCUGGGUCCAAACAGCCCUGCUGAAUAACUGAGGAGACCUACGGAGCGAUCACCAUGAGUAUCUCAGCUCUCAGAGGCAGCACCAAAGGGAAGCCUCUGCCACCUGGCGAGGAGGAGCGUAAUAACGUCCUCAAGCAGAUGAAAGUGCGAACCACCCUGAAAGGGGACAAGAGCUGGAUUACCAAGCAGGACGAAUCAGAGGCCCACACCAUAGAGCUGCCCUCAGGCCGGAGUCGCGCCACAUCCUUUUCAUCUGCUGGAGAGGUUCCAAAGUCCAGGCCUCCGAGCACCAGGGGUCCCACUGGCUACAUCAUCCGGGGAGUGUUCACCAAGCCCAUAGACAGCUCUUCCCAGCCCCAGCAGCAGUUCCCUAAGGCCAAUGGGACUACAAAAAGUACUGCCAGUCUGGUGAGAACAGCUAAUACUCAUCCUCCCCGCCCUUCCUCCUCUGGCUACAAGAUGACCUCUGAGGAUUACAAGAAGCUGGCACCCUACAAUGUCAGGCGCAGCUCUACAUCAGGGGACACCGAGGAGGAGGAGGUGCCUUUCUCAUCAGAUGAACAGAAACGGAGGUCACAGGCUGCAAGCAGUGUUGUGAGGAGGACAGCUCCCCGGGAGCACUCCUACGUGCUGUCAGCGGCCAAGAAGAACACGGGCACUCCUACACAGGAGACACAGGCUCCGUUUAUUGCAAAGAGGGUGGAGGUGGUGGAAGAGGACGGGCCUUCAGAGGAGAGCCGCGACCCUUCAGACAGCUCCACAGGUGAGGAAAUUGUCCGCCUACAGAUCCUGACACCCAGGGCAGGUCUCCGCCUGGUGGCCCCAGACCUGGAAGGCAUGAGGUCUUCCCCAGGCCACAAAGACAAGGAGGCUCCCUGCUCCAGAGAGCUCCAGAGGGACUUGGCUGGCAAGGAGGCCUUCAAGGGCCCCAACACGGAUGAUGAAGGGUCAAGUGCACAGUUGAGUGAUGGCAAUGUGGGAUCCGGAGCCCUGGGCUCCCGGCCUGAAGACGUGGCUGCAGUAGACAUCGGCUCCAAGAGAGGAAGCUCCAGUGCCACUUCAGUCUCUGUUGUCCCUGCUGAUAGGAAGAGUGACAGCACAGCAGCCCUGGAGAAUGCAAAGGCAGACUCAAAGGGUGCCUUGGUUGAUUAUGAGGAGAAGAAUGUGGCCACCAAGGCCAGAGAGGCCUGGCAGGAGAGCCCUGGAACCCGAGGAGGUGGCCAAGGAGACCCAGCUGUACCCACUCAGCAACCUACAGAUCCCAGCACCCCAGAGCGGCAGAGCAGCCCCAGUGGAUGUGAGCAACUCGUUGGACAAGAGAGCUGCGCCAGCAGUGUGUUGGCUGAUUAUGUGGGGAAGAAUAUGGCCACCAAGGUCGGAGAGGCCUGGCAGGACAGGCCUGGAGCCCCAGGAGGUGGCCAAGGAGACCCAGCUGUAUGCACUCAACAACCAGCAGAUCCUAGCCCCCCAGAACAGCAGAGCAGCCCCAGCGGAUCUGAGCAACUCGUCAGACAAGAGAGCUGCACCAGCAGGGUGAGAAGCCCCCCGAGCUGCAUGGCCACCGUUACUGUCACUGCCACUUCUGAGCAGCCUCACAUUUAUAUUCCAGCCCCGCCAAGUGAAUUGGACUCCAGCUCCAUUACCAAAGGGAUUCUCUUCCUGAAGGAGUAUGUGAAUACUAGUGAAGUGUCAUCUGCACGCUAUAGCAGUGUCAGCAGCAUUGAGGACACGUUCGACAUGGAGAAGAAACCCCCAUACAGCAGCACUCCAUACUCUGAGAGGACAACUGGAGGGAUCUGUACUUACUGCAACCGUGAGAUCCGAGACUGUCCAAAGAUUACCCUAGAACAUCUUGGCAUCUGCUGCCAUGAAUAUUGCUUUAAGUGUGGGAUUUGCGGUAAACCCAUGGGCGAUCUCCUGGAUCAGAUCUUCAUUCACCGUGACACCAUUCACUGUGGGAAAUGCUAUGAGAAGCUCUUCUAGCCACCCCCAGGCUGAUCAGAAGCUGAUGACUCCUGGACAAGUUUGGCUGUCCCCAGUUUUGCCCCGAGUUGCUGGCUCCCAUUCCCUGUUUGAUUUCUUCGUGCGUUUGCCCUUCUCAAGUUGAAGUUGUAUCUUGAUGAUGCUAGAUAAUUGCUUGUGUGUGGAGCUUCUUAUAGCUUAGAAAGCACUUUACAUCCAUGAUCUCAUUUCAGGCUCAACAAAAGAGGAUCAAACAAGAAUUCCAUCUUGCCUUCCCUAAGGCAGAUUGGCUUUCUAAUGAGUUUAGGUGAGCAGAAGUAUAGGGUUCAGUGUGUCCUGAUGACCUUGAAGCUUCCGAGGGGCCAAGUUGAGACUAUUGAUGAUCCCUUGUGAGUAAAUUGCAGACAUUGAAUGCUAGGGAUUGGCAUAGGCUAGUGUUUAGCUUGUCUAUUUGCCAUAUCUAUCUUUUUUUAAUUUCUAUAUACUUUAAAGAGUAGUUAGCUGCUUUUGUUGGGUUUUAUAGCAGUGUUUCAUUUUGUCUUCCACCCACCUUUCACUAUAUUUGAGUUUUCCCCUACUAGUAUGUUGGCAUGUAUUGGAAAGUUUACACGAUUAGGUUUAAUUCAGUAGAUUGUGACUUUAGGAGGCUACUGACCAAAGUGAUAUCUGUGUCUGUUGAAAUCUUGAUAGCUGAUUAAUUUGCCUUCAAUUCCACUCCCUGAACUUCACACAGAAAUUCUCCCAGGUGGGUUUUAGGGUGUAUAGAUCCCAGCAGGAUUAAGGAGGGGGAAAGCAGCUAGCAUUUCUCGAGGCUCUACUACAUACCAGGCACUAUCACAAAGUGAUGGCAUUAGUUCACAUAAUAAUCCCGUGAAGGCGACAUUCUCAUCCUCAUCUUAGAGAUGAGGAUAUUGGAACUCGUAGAGGUGGUCAUUGCAUUGUGCAGAACUCUACAGAGCCCAUGCUCUUCCAGAGCAGUACCCACAAAAGCAAGCAUUGAUUUUGUGCUGAGUAUGUGCCAAGCACUGUGCAGGGGAUGCACAGUUUCUGCCACGUUUAUACCCUCUGUUCAGGCCUCCCUAAGAGCAGAAGGUGUGAAAUCACACUCUUCCUCUGGGAAUUCUGGAUCCCUGAAUGAUCUCCACCCCUCCCCCGUCAAGUAUUUCAAGGGCCAAGCUGUCUCUUUCCCUCCCCUCUGCCCAUGAAAAUGUCUGCAAACUGAGAUGCUUUCAGCUGACAACAUAUUUGGCUCACAGAUAUUACCAAAGAGGAGCUUGUGAAUCCAGGAAAAGCAGAGAGUGUUCAGUGACCCAUUUUCCAGUUAAGACUCUGCCUCAAGCUGCUGACAACUGCUGGAGCCCCAGGUACCUGGGACAUGGAGACUCGUUGGAUGGCUGAGCAGAUACAAGCUGUUCAUGUAGUCAGCUGACCCUCUGCUCAGGCUCAGCUGGCCUCUGCCACCUUUGGGCCCAGCAUCACUUUGUAAGUUCCUUGAAAGGAAGAACAACCUUAGAAUAUUUCGGAUACAAGAUGAGGGCAUCUUCUCUUGAUUUAAUUAUAAAAGGUCUCCAUCUUUCUCCAGCUUCUGAGCCCUAUGUACAUUGGCUUGUAGACUUGUUCUUCCUGGCAAAUGAUCAGAGAGGAACACUCCAUUUAUUUGCGUUGGAUUUUCCUCUGUAGAGCAUGUACCCACACUGAAUACCAACUGCUCUCCCUCAGCUGUAGUCCCCAGCAUCAGACUUGGCACAUAGUGGAUACUAACACACAGCUACUCAAUGAAUGAGUGAAGGAAAGAAAUGUCACCCCCUUGGUGAGAGGUGCUAUCCCUGAGUCUUAUUGCAGGCCCAGUGGAUAGAAUGCAAGGUAAAGAGGCCCAAGAAAGGCUGGCUUCCUCACUUCAAGGUAUAGUCUGCCUUUAAGGGAGUUUUAGAACCAACAUGCAAGAUAAUGAAAGAAAUCUUGCAAAAGCAUUAUUGAUUUUGAUCCAAAUCAGCUUCUUUCAUGUCUAAAAAGGCACAGAAUUUUGCAGAUCUAAGGAAGAGGGAUGGUUGCUUUACAUUUUGCUGCUUUUUUAUUGCUUAGUGUUUCUAAUCACACUUAAUCCACAUUAAUGUGCACAAUUAUAAUAAAUGGUAAGAUAUUA
Molecule: messenger RNA, 5185 nt
Organism: Callithrix jacchus (white-tufted-ear marmoset)
Lineage: Eukaryota; Metazoa; Chordata; Mammalia; Primates; Cebidae
Source: RefSeq, a predicted model, not a curated record